Messenger RNA from Arabidopsis thaliana (thale cress), 2517 nucleotides. RefSeq names its product Tetratricopeptide repeat (TPR)-like superfamily protein. The transcript has a single exon. The record is from RefSeq and is marked reviewed. The coding region runs from base 97 to 2517 and encodes 806 amino acids. NCBI's taxonomy places the organism in Eukaryota, Viridiplantae, Streptophyta, Magnoliopsida, Brassicales, Brassicaceae.
CUCACUGAUGCAUCAUCAGCUUCGUUGCUGUGUUACCUGAGAAUUUAGUAGUAAUAUUGGUGAAGGACCUGCUCUCGCUACUGUCUGUUAAGUUUAAUGUUGAGUUUAAGGGUUAAUCGGCUUCUUCGUAAACCCUUAAUCCGAUUUUCACCUUGCAUAAGCUCUAAUGGCGAAGCAUCUUUCUCGACAUCUUCGUCGAAACAUCCUCAUGGUCCAGAGAUAGAAGGAGAUUCUUCUAGUCAAGAAGAUGACCACUUUGGAGAGUUUAGGCAAUUGGGUUUCGGAAAGUCUUCAGCUUUGAAUGCUACGAGUGUUGGUGAUCCUGAAUUCGGAGAAAUUCGAAACCCUAGGUUCAAUGAGAUUGAUGAAUUAGGAGAAGAUGACGAUGAUGAAGAAGGAAAUGUAACAAGUGGCGACGAACUUGAUGAUGAUAAUGAUGGUUUUGCUGUUCUGAAAUCGAUCCCACAAUCGAGAGAAGAGGCUGGUAGAUUCGAUGUCGAAGAAGAUGAAUCUAGACAUCCUUUGGUGAGAGAGGUAGGUAGAUUGAUUGGCCUCAGGUCAUCUUGGAACCCGAAGCAUGAAGGUCAGAUGAGGAAUCUUUUAAGGAGCCUUAAACCAUCACAAGUAUGCGCUGUUUUACGCUCACAAGACGAUGAACGGGUUGCUCUUAAGUUCUUCUACUGGGCUGAUCGUCAAUGGCGGUAUCGCCAUGACCCCAUGGUGUAUUACUCGAUGCUUGAGGUUCUUAGUAAGACUAAACUGUGUCAAGGUUCUAGGAGAGUUCUCGUUCUGAUGAAGCGUAGAGGUAUAUAUCGAACCCCUGAAGCGUUUUCACGUGUAAUGGUAUCAUAUAGUAGGGCAGGUCAGCUGAGAGAUGCAUUGAAAGUGUUGACUCUUAUGCAGAGAGCUGGAGUUGAACCUAACUUGUUGAUUUGCAAUACGACUAUUGAUGUUUUCGUUAGAGCGAAUAGGUUGGAGAAAGCUUUACGGUUUCUAGAACGUAUGCAGGUUGUUGGUAUAGUGCCAAAUGUAGUGACUUAUAAUUGUAUGAUCAGAGGUUAUUGUGACUUGCAUCGAGUUGAGGAGGCAAUUGAACUACUAGAGGAUAUGCAUAGUAAAGGAUGUUUGCCGGAUAAAGUUAGUUACUAUACCAUAAUGGGCUAUCUUUGUAAAGAAAAACGGAUUGUGGAAGUGAGAGACUUGAUGAAGAAAAUGGCGAAAGAGCAUGGUUUGGUGCCGGAUCAAGUCACCUACAAUACUCUAAUUCAUAUGCUCACUAAACAUGAUCAUGCGGAUGAGGCUCUUUGGUUUCUAAAAGAUGCUCAAGAAAAAGGUUUUCGGAUUGAUAAGCUGGGUUAUAGUGCCAUAGUUCAUGCAUUAUGCAAAGAGGGAAGAAUGUCUGAGGCGAAAGAUCUCAUUAACGAAAUGUUGUCAAAGGGGCACUGCCCUCCUGAUGUAGUAACUUAUACUGCAGUUGUCAAUGGCUUCUGUCGUUUGGGUGAAGUGGACAAAGCCAAAAAGCUACUUCAGGUUAUGCACACACAUGGACAUAAACCAAAUACUGUGUCAUACACAGCUCUGUUAAAUGGGAUGUGCCGAACUGGGAAAUCGUUAGAGGCAAGAGAAAUGAUGAACAUGAGCGAAGAGCACUGGUGGAGUCCAAAUUCUAUUACUUAUAGCGUAAUUAUGCAUGGGUUGCGAAGGGAAGGGAAAUUGUCUGAGGCCUGUGAUGUGGUGAGAGAGAUGGUACUAAAAGGGUUUUUCCCAGGCCCAGUUGAAAUUAACUUGUUGCUCCAGAGUCUUUGCCGGGAUGGGAGAACACACGAGGCCAGAAAAUUCAUGGAGGAGUGUCUGAACAAGGGUUGUGCUAUUAAUGUUGUGAAUUUUACUACAGUGAUUCAUGGUUUUUGUCAGAACGAUGAGCUAGAUGCUGCUCUAUCCGUGCUUGAUGACAUGUACCUGAUCAACAAACACGCGGAUGUCUUCACCUAUACUACUUUAGUUGAUACAUUGGGGAAAAAAGGUAGAAUAGCAGAAGCAACAGAACUUAUGAAGAAGAUGCUUCAUAAAGGAAUUGAUCCUACCCCUGUUACAUACAGAACUGUCAUCCAUCGAUACUGCCAAAUGGGAAAGGUUGAUGAUCUCGUGGCUAUACUGGAGAAGAUGAUAUCGAGGCAGAAAUGCAGGACAAUUUAUAAUCAAGUCAUUGAGAAGCUCUGUGUUCUGGGAAAGCUCGAGGAGGCAGAUACACUUUUGGGAAAAGUUCUGAGGACAGCUUCAAGAUCUGAUGCUAAGACAUGUUAUGCGCUUAUGGAAGGCUAUCUUAAGAAAGGUGUACCUCUGUCAGCAUAUAAAGUAGCUUGUCGGAUGUUUAACCGCAAUCUGAUACCUGAUGUUAAGAUGUGUGAGAAGCUUAGCAAGAGACUGGUUCUGAAAGGUAAAGUUGACGAGGCAGAUAAGCUAAUGUUACGUUUGGUUGAGCGAGGUCAUAUUUCACCCCAGUCCUUAAAACAGUAG